Messenger RNA from Podospora anserina S mat+, 1509 nucleotides. RefSeq lists its product as uncharacterized. The coding region runs from base 1 to 1509 and encodes 502 amino acids. Gene Ontology annotation, cellular component: endoplasmic reticulum. NCBI's taxonomy places the organism in Eukaryota, Fungi, Ascomycota, Sordariomycetes, Sordariales, Podosporaceae. The transcript is spliced from 2 exons. The record is from RefSeq and is a predicted model, not a curated record. Gene Ontology annotation, molecular function: 3-beta-hydroxysteroid dehydrogenase [NAD(P)+]/C4-decarboxylase activity; 3-beta-hydroxy-Delta5-steroid dehydrogenase (NAD+) activity. Gene Ontology annotation, biological process: ergosterol biosynthetic process.
AUGGCCGCCCUCGUGAUAGGGUUGGGCGCCGCCUCGCUCCUUCUCCUGACUUAUACCUACCUCUCGCGUCUCAGCAGCAUCCUGAAAAGCACCCCCGAAGCAGUAUUGAAGGUGUCUCCGAAAAGAUGGACCAAAGAAGAGCUGCGACAGGCAUAUCAGCGCCUCGAAAAGAAUCUUAUUACCACCAAAAGCUAUGCAGAUCGCAUUCCCCCCAAGUUGGAUAGACGAUACAUCAUCACUGGGGGUUCUGGUCUUGUUGGUGGCUACAUUGUCCUACAGCUUCUGGAACGUGGUCAAUCUCCAGAAAGCAUUCGUAUCGUGGAGUUUCGGCCUCUCAACCGGGCUGACAUGCUCAGUGGGCCAGCAUCAACGGUCGACUUUGUCAAGGCAGACAUCUCCUCAGCCGAGUCCACUAACAAUGCCUUUGAGAAAUCAUGGCCAUCCUCUGUUGCUCACCUUCCCUUGACGGUCUUUCACACAGCGGCAGUCAUUGUGCCAUCGGACCGGUCCAAACUCGUCUACGGUCUCUGUGAAAGUGUCAAUGUUCGGGGCACCCGGAAUGUCCUCGACGCAGCUCGCAAAGCCGGGGCCGAUGUACUGAUCUCGACAUCCUCUGGCGGCGUCAGUAUUCGCCCCAUUGAACUCUGGAUCUCACCUGUAGAGUUACUCCUGUCACCCAAGAAUAAGCUCCCCGAGAUAAAGAACUACCUCCAAGUCAUGGACGAAAAGGACUUCUUUGAGCCACCCCGCAAGCACGAAGAGCACUUUGCCAACUACGCCGUCUCCAAAGCCAGGGCUGAGAGAAUAGUGUGUGGUGCCAACAGCCCCGAGCUCCGAACUGGAAGCAUCAGACCAGCAAACGGUGUCUACGGGCAACCAGGCGACAAUACCCUCGGGGGCUCUCUCGCCAUGAGCGACUGCCCCACCUGGUGUGCGCACAUCAUCCAACCCUUCGUCCACGGCAUCAACGUCGCCAUUGCCCACCUUGACUAUGAGGCCGUCCUGGCUGCUAACCCCAAAGCACCACAAGCUGGCCGCCCCUUCAUGAUCACCGACCCUAACCCUCCCAUCAGCUACAUCGACAUGUAUCUAGCUAUCGAGACGCUGGCUACCACUCCGUUCAAGCUCAUUCGUUUGCCUCCGCUGCCAAUGUGGUUUCUUUCCUACAUUGUCGAGUGGUACUCCCUCUUGCCGGUCAAAUACCCCUUCUUGAGAAGGAUUCUGCCUGAGCUCAAGGGGGAUAUCAAGCACAUGAAGCCUGGUUUGUUCAGUGUUACUACUCACAUGGUAGCUACGAACGAGAAUGCCAGUCGGUCUGUUGAUGAGGGGGGGUUGGGGUUUAGGGGGGUGGUGACGACCCUGGAGGGUAUGGUGCAGGAGAUUGUGGAGUGGAAUGUCGAGCACAAGGGGGAGAAGAAGGCCAAGAAGUUCCAGACGAGUAUUUCGUUUGCGGAGGAGAUUGCAAAGGCGGCCGAGGCGGCGGGGGUGAUGGAGAAGAUGGGGAAGUGA